UACAGUGUGUUCUCUCUGUCCGUGUUGAACUGCGUGGACUAACAGUCCACGCAUCACUCUGAUAAUCCACCGAUCAAUCAUGCCUUUGGUGAACUUGUUUGGGUGGAAGGGGAAACUGGUGCUGAGCACUCUCCUUAUUUGUGCCGUAAUCUUCGAGUCAGCUUAUUGUCAAAAAGAUGCCCAAGAAAAGAGGCCCACUCCAGAGAGGAAGCCCAAGCCAAGCAAACCCAAACCUGGAAAAUCAACAACUAAAGGGCCCAGAGCCGCAACAACCAAGAUCAAAGCUUCACCUGCAGCCCAGACACAGACCUUACUCACACAGGUGCUAAACAAAGGGAAGUUUAAGAAGGUGGGAGAAACUAUAAGCGUGCAGUCGGGAGAAAUUCUGGAGCUGAGGUGCAGGGGCAAACCUGUGCAGUGGAGCGUCCCCUCCUACCUGGAGGAGGAGGAUGAUGGGAGGCUCAGCACCGUCCAACAUGAACGGUAUGGCGCUCUGACAUUAGUCAACACCACUGGUGCAGACACAGGGGAGUACACCUGUUACCCAAUGUACUGCGAAGACACAGACUGCAGGAAGGAAUAUGGCAAAGCUGUCAAGGUCUUCGUCUUCUUUCCCGACCCACAGGAACUAUUUGUUCCGUCGUCUGACUACUAUGAGGUGAUACAGCUGAGAACCAACUGGCCAACGGUCCUUCCCUGCCAGGUUACAUCACCCGACGCCAAAGUAACUCUGCACCGUGAGUAUCCGCCGGUGGAGGUGGCGGUGGAUGGGAGGGAGAUCUCCUUUAAUGUCAUGAAGGGCUUCACCAUCCAUCGACCCCGGCCUCAUCACGCUGGAGCCCUGUACUGUGUGGCCAGUCUGGGCAACCUGAGGCAGAGCUCCACCAAGUACAUGCUCAUCUAUGUCAACUACCCCAUGGCUCCUCCUGCCCCGGUGAUCCAGGCCUCAUCGCCUUCGCUGGCUGCGGGGGAGAACCUGCGUGUCAGCUGCAGUGUGGUCGGAGAACAGGAUGUGGUCGUGGAGUUCACGUGGGAAUACCCAGGACAGCAGAUAGGGAGGCCUCUGUACACACAGGAGAGCGUAAGUCCAGACGGUGGAGGAGCGGCUCGACAGCAGUCUCAGUCUGUUCUCCUGGUGGAUGAGGUGAGGGAUGUGGACCAGGGCACAUACACCUGCACCGCUCAGAACCUGCAAGGAGCCAAAUCAGUAUCCACCACCGUUAAAGUGGUCCCCAAAGCAAAACCGCAGAAACCAUGAUCCACCACAGCUAUAUGACAAAACCAGAAGAGACAGAGGGAGAGAAAGAGAGUGGAGAUAAGGUGACAACAAAAGAUGAACGUUUUCGUCUGAGAUUAUAAAACACACUGCACCGUUACAAUCAUAAC
This is a messenger RNA of Seriola dumerili (greater amberjack), 1386 nucleotides long. RefSeq names its product platelet-derived growth factor receptor-like protein. The record is from RefSeq and is a predicted model, not a curated record. Lineage: Eukaryota; Metazoa; Chordata; Actinopteri; Carangiformes; Carangidae. Bases 80 to 1258 code for a protein of 392 amino acids. The transcript is spliced from 7 exons.